AUGCUUCUCUGGGCGGCAGCAGUCCGUCGCGGCGCCGCGCCGUCGAUAUGCUACCAUGCAUUAUUCAGUCUUUCACAGCCCGCCCGUCUUACAUGUCCGAAUAUUAGAGGGCAAAUGCGCACAUUUGGUUCAAGAGGUAACACCUCAAAGAAACAUAACGCUCAGGACCCUUUGUCGAAAAAAAAUUCCCAUCCGUUUUCCGAACCUUCCUCUCAGAUUUCCAAGGGUAGAGACCACACAGUAAUUCAGAAAGAUAUGAAAGGCGUACCUGAAUCGAAAACGACGAGAACCUCAGACAUUCUCAAUGAUACUAUCGUUAACACAAAGGAACAGAGAAAGGCAGACUGGGCAAUUAUGAAGGAGAUGGCCAAGUACCUAUGGCCUAAGGACGAUUUAGGCACCAAAGCUCGAGUUGGAGUAGCGUUGACUCUCUUAGUGGGAGGAAAGAUUCUUAAUGUUGAAGUCCCCUUCUACUUCAAAAGUAUUGUCGACUCAAUGAAUAUCGACUUUGCAGCCGUUGGGGGCACAGCAUGGACGGUUGCAGGGUCAAUGCUUAUCGCUUAUGGUGCAUCCAGAAUCGGAGCAACGCUGUUCCAAGAGCUCCGGAAUGCCGUCUUUGCAAGUGUUGCGCAGAAGACUAUCAGACGGGUUGCCCGGAAUGUAUUUGAUCAUCUCCUUCGGCUGGAUCUGAACUUCCAUUUGACCCGCCAAACUGGCGGUCUCACUCGUGCCAUAGACAGAGGAACAAAAGGAAUAAGUUUCCUUCUUACCUCAAUGGUGUUCCAUAUCUUCCCGACAGCGCUAGAGAUAUCUCUAGUUUGUGGCAUCUUGACCUAUCAAUAUGGACCGAAAUUUGCUGCCAUUACCGCCUUGACUAUGAUGGCCUAUACUGCGUUUACGAUUACAACAACUGCUUGGCGGACGAAAUUCCGGAAGAAGGCUAAUGCAGCCGAUAAUCAAGCCGCUACCAUAGCGGUGGACUCAUUAAUCAACUAUGAGGCCGUAAAACAUUUUAACAACGAAAAGUUUGAGGUUUCGAGAUACGACCAGGCAUUAAAAGGAUAUGAAGAUGCCUCAAUAAAAGUCUCCACGUCUCUGGCUUUUCUCAACUCGGGCCAGAAUGUUAUAUUUUCCGGUGCGCUCGCGGGAAUGAUGUACUUGGCUGCGACCGGAGUUGCUGGUGGACAACUGACGGUAGGGGACUUAGUCAUGGUUAACCAGCUCGUUUUCCAGCUAUCGGUACCGUUGAAUUUCCUGGGGUCUGUGUACAGAGAACUGAGACAGUCCUUGCUAGACAUGGAAACCCUUUUUAAUCUUCAAAGGGUCAACAUUAACGUUAAGGAAAAGCCCGAUAACAAACCACUGCAGCUCACUCGCGGUGGAGAGAUUAGAUUUGAAAACGUAACUUUCGCUUACCAUCCCGACCGUGCAGUUCUGAAGGGGGUCAGCUUCACAAUCUCGCCGGGCCAAAAAUUCGCCAUCGUUGGUCCCAGCGGGUGCGGAAAGUCAACAAUAUUGCGGCUCUUGUUUCGGUUCUAUGACGUCCAAGAGGGCAGGAUUUUGAUCGACGGCCAGGAUAUUCGUGACGUCUCCCUAGAUAGUUUAAGGAGAGCCAUCGGGGUAGUUCCGCAAGACACGCCUCUUUUCAACAACACCAUCGAACACAACCUCCGGUAUGGUAGGAUAGAUGCAGCUGAAGAGGAAGUCCGAAAUGCAGCACGACGAGCACACUUCCAUGAGCUCGUUGAGUGCCUUCCUGAAGGCUACAACACACCAGUGGGUGAACGUGGAAUGAUGAUAUCAGGAGGCGAAAAGCAGCGCCUGGCAGUUGCGCGUCUGCUUCUCAAAGAUCCGCCUCUUCUAUUUUUCGAUGAAGCGACUUCCGCCCUAGACACAUAUACCGAGCAAGCGUUGCUCCAAAACAUCAAUAGUAUUCUGAAGGACAAGGGAAGAACGAGCGUGUUUGUAGCACAUCGCCUGCGUACCAUAUAUGAUAGCGAUCAAAUCCUGGUGUUGAAAGACGGCAAGGUUGCUGAGAGCGGAACACAUGGUGAGCUGCUAAGCAUGAAUGGGGUUUAUGCGGAAUUAUGGAAAGCACAGGAGAGGUCUCUAGCACAAGAUAUCGAUAUUGAAAUUGAGGAGAUUGAAGCAGCACUUGAGGAACCAGGAGACGUGGAGGCUAUGAAAGAUCCUAAUCAAUCAUAG
Molecule: messenger RNA, 2205 nt
Organism: Paracoccidioides brasiliensis Pb18
Product: iron-sulfur clusters transporter atm1, mitochondrial
Exons: 7
Coding region: 1-2205 (734 amino acids)
Biological process (GO): intracellular iron ion homeostasis; transmembrane transport
Cellular component (GO): mitochondrial inner membrane
Molecular function (GO): ATP binding; ABC-type transporter activity; ATP hydrolysis activity
Source: RefSeq, a predicted model, not a curated record